AUGUGUCGGGCGCCUUUGACCGCCAACAUCGCCAUCGUAGGUGGCAGUAUCAGUGGACUCGCCUGCGCAUACGCCCUGGGUCGCAGCGGCCACUCCGUACACGUCUUUGAGAAAUGCCCCCAACGUCACUCUCGUUCUGCUGGUAUCCGCGUCCCCCCAAAUAUGCAAAAGUUGUUCGUUGAAUGGGGAAUAGAGAAGGAGCUCGAGAAAGCAUCCGUGGCGCGAAGAAGUGAUAUGUAUGGAAUGGCGGACGACGAAUAUCAGGGGUUUCUGCAUUGGCAAGCGGACGUACUAAGAGAAGCGGGAGGCGAGUUCUCUACCAUGCGUUGGGACGAGCUUGUACGACUCAUUGACCGCUCUCGCUCUAUCCGUCGGGGCAAAGAUCACAGACCGGUGUUAGAAUUUGCGGACAGGACGACAUACACAUCAGAUGUCGUCGUGGGCGCCGACGGAAGUAAGAGCAGGCUGAGAGAGAUCGUUGAUAGGCACAUGCAUGUGUCUGAUGUCCCAAGGCACCACAAUCGUGUGGACAUCGCAGUAUAUUCAAUUAUUGUUCCUGUGGAAAAGCUGGAGCGUGAUCCCGACUUUAGGAAGCGGAUAGAUGCGGGACGAUUCACAGUGUGGAUGGGAGAUAGAAAGUGGCUUAUCGGAUAUCCAGUGAAGAAGAGUACAGAGUACUCCAUCCACGCCUAUUUCUACGGAGAAGAAGUUGAAGAUUUUGAUGGCUGGAGCUGUACAGUGCCGACAAGCAACAUUGAUUUUACCGGGUGUCAUGAGAUGUUCCCGCGAAUAUUUUCAGAGUCUCCGACAGCGCUGAAAUCCAAGUACAUUGAUACUCACGUUGAGGAUUGGGUCGACGCGUCUGGGCGAAUAGUACUAGUAGGGGAAGCAGCGCAUCCAACCAAGCCAUGCUGUAUUCAUAGCGCGAGUCUCGUCACCGAAGAUGCUGUGGUCUUAGGCACACUAUUCGAGCGGCUAGCACAUCGGGAACAGAUCCCUCAAUUGCUCGAAGCAUUCUGGGAGUUACGGCAAAACCGGUGUCACAUCGUUCACACGUCUGAAUUAGCUUCAUCGACAAUGCUGUCGCUACCGCCAGGAGAAGAUCGGGAGGCCAGAGACGCCAACUUUCGGCUAUCAUCAAUGGAGGAAACAUGGGACGAGGACAAACUUUUGGAGCAGUGGGAUGUAAUAGCGGCAGUGUUCGGAUACCACGCCCGAGAGUCAGCAGAAGAUUGGUGGAUCAAGUGGGGAAAGCUUGAUCCGCGUGCACUAACGGUGCCGAUGAACUUGCCAGUGACGCUGGAGAUUAGGCAGGAAUAG
Molecule: messenger RNA, 1320 nt
Organism: Desarmillaria tabescens
Lineage: Eukaryota; Fungi; Basidiomycota; Agaricomycetes; Agaricales; Physalacriaceae
Exons: 12
Coding region: 1-1320 (439 amino acids)
Molecular function (GO): monooxygenase activity
Source: RefSeq, a predicted model, not a curated record